AUGAAAAAGUUGAUGAAAAUGUGUGCAACAGUAUAAACUUUUACUUUUUACUUCUAUCUUAGGUAACACGUUCCCCAAAGUGUCGGAGAAGCUAAAUCAGGCAGCCCUUCCUAUUAUUGACUUCCAGACCUGCAGUAAACCUGCUUACUGGUGGGAGUCUGUCAGACCCUCCAUGAUCUGUGCGGGUUAUGAGUCCCCAGAUGAGCUCAAGUCAGCCUGUCAGGGUGACUCUGGGGGUCCUUUUGCCUGCAAGGCCGCUGGAGCAGACACAAACUGGGAGGUCCACGGCAUCGUCAGCUUUGGCCCUCAGGGCUGCAUCAGAGACAAGAAACCCUCAGUGUUCACCCGAGUCGCUGCCUUCAGCGACUGGAUCGACCACAACAUCAAGAAGUUUAUUUAUGAAAGUGGCAAAAGCAACUAGUUUGUUGUUCUGUGGUUUUUUUGUUUUCAUUCUGCUGAGCCAAGUCACUGUAGCUUUUUAUUCAGGAUUCAUCAUUACGUAUAGCAGCUAAUAAGAGCUGAAGUAUUAUGCUGACAUUGUGAAAGCACCUCACCUAAAGAUUGUAAGAAAACAUUAACUUUAAAGUAUCAAAUGUUUCAACUUUUCUUUCAGUAUUGUACUUAAUAUUUUAUGCAGUUACAGUAAAGACAAUUAUUCAUUAAGUUAGAGAAACGUUGUACUAAACAUUUUAAGUAAAUAAAUAAGUCGUCUAAUUCUACUAUUUUUCUAUGAAGGUAGAGAGCUGGGGCUCUGUAAUGGAGCAAGGAGUAAAACUGUAAAACUGAUUGAAACUACAAACUUCAUGCUCUGUUUUUCAAUUAAACUCUUUAGCUGUGCUUUCCUGUAAUUGAGAUGUUUGACUGUAGAUUUGUUGUUGUUAUAUGGGAUUAAAUUACAAUGCAAAAACAAUGCAACAAUAAACAAA
Scatophagus argus is the source of this 926-nucleotide messenger RNA. Its product is annotated as chymotrypsin-C-like. Bases 173 to 421 code for a protein of 82 amino acids. Lineage: Eukaryota; Metazoa; Chordata; Actinopteri; Scatophagidae. Gene Ontology annotation, molecular function: serine-type endopeptidase activity. The record is from RefSeq and is a predicted model, not a curated record. Gene Ontology annotation, biological process: proteolysis. The transcript has 2 exons.